AUGGCUACUGACACUUCUCAAUUAUCGGAAGAUGAAGACCACUCUGACCAAACACCGCCACCUGUCCCACGACCUCUAUCCCAAGCUUUUCAAGAACGUACCACGUCUAUAUGGACAUGGCAGGAUCUUGAGAUUCCCGAUAACCUUGACUCCACGUCCCACCGUCCUGAGACUAGUGAAGGACCAGAGAUGUCUGGAGAUAGCAGAUUGCCCACAGAGGUUAAUCGAUAUGGCGGCCGAAGGCACUUUAACCUUCGAGAAACUCACGAUGACCACGAGAGACCUUCCUCAGAGGUCCUAUCUACAGCACGCUUUGACGAACCCUUCAGACCCAACAACGUCAGCACUUUUAGUGCCCCACGAGAUACAGAGGCCAGAACGAACCCGUACAUUAGAGCAACGCCCCCCGGUCUCCUCCCUCAUAGCAUCGAGCAAGGAGGACUACUGGGAGCUUCGCAUUUACCACGGGACUGUUCCAUUUGCGAAAAAUCUAUAAUCCGUGAAUCUGAGGUCGUCGCACUGCCUUGCAAGCAUGAAUACUGCAUAGAUUGCUUUCGAAAGUUGGUCAAAGAGUCAUUUACACAAAAACACCUGUUUCCGCCUGUGUGCUGGUACUGCCCGGGACAAACGAUCAAUCUCGUCAAAAGGUUCCUACCAGAUCUGGAAGAGGAAUACCUAUCCAAAUCUGUCGAAUUUGCUCUAGCCCCCAAACGUCGUGUCUACUGCCCGAAUUGUGGUCGAUUCCAAUGUGAGAUACAUAACGACCAGAAAUGGAAAGAUUGCUUGACUUGCAAUACCAAGAUUUGCACCAUGUGCAAAGCUCGUUUUCAUUCCGGAGAAUGCCCAAAAGAUGAAGGUGAUCAACUUCUCAGUCAACUAAAGAAGCAGGAAAAUUGGCAGAGUUGUCCAGUCUGUGGGAAUCUGGUAGAACUUACAGGUGGCUGUCCCCAAGUCACAUGCUUGUGUGGUACGCAGUUCUGUUACACUUGCGGAGCUGAAAGGAAGGCAUGCGUGGGCCACAAAGCCAACGAUACGGUUUACUUUCGACCUUUGAAUUACAAUCAAUUGGCCGAUCGUCUUCCUACUCGAUCUACUUCAGAUGGCCACCCCGACACUCUCGAGAUUGAUGCUGCAGCUACCGGUUCGGGUUCUAUGAAGGACGUACAGUCACCAAAAUCUAAUACUCUUGCGUGGUGAGAAACGUUUAAUGGGAGACUCACUUCAGGCAUACUCUUCCCUAAACAAAUUCCAAAG
Messenger RNA from Mollisia scopiformis, 1254 nucleotides. RefSeq lists its product as uncharacterized. Gene Ontology annotation, biological process: positive regulation of proteasomal ubiquitin-dependent protein catabolic process; ubiquitin-dependent protein catabolic process; protein polyubiquitination. The transcript is spliced from 3 exons. Gene Ontology annotation, cellular component: cytoplasm; ubiquitin ligase complex. NCBI's taxonomy places the organism in Eukaryota, Fungi, Ascomycota, Leotiomycetes, Helotiales, Mollisiaceae. The coding region runs from base 1 to 1197 and encodes 398 amino acids. The record is from RefSeq and is a predicted model, not a curated record. Gene Ontology annotation, molecular function: ubiquitin conjugating enzyme binding; zinc ion binding; ubiquitin protein ligase activity.